Molecule: messenger RNA, 780 nt
Organism: Mytilinidion resinicola
Lineage: Eukaryota; Fungi; Ascomycota; Dothideomycetes; Mytilinidiales; Mytilinidiaceae
Exons: 2
Coding region: 1-780 (259 amino acids)
Source: RefSeq, a predicted model, not a curated record
AUGUCUGACCACCUCGACGACCACUUGGACAAAGUUGCGGAAAUCCUCGGCGUCGCGUGGGAUGUCGUCCUUGAGGGACACAAUCUACGCACUAUCAAGGAAUGGGGCCUGGAUAUAGAGAAGCCAGAUAUAGAGGAACCAGCAGUCGAAAGCUCGGGAAAGGCACCCUGGGGUCUAGGAAUUGUUCCUUUUGUCCCUCCAGGCCUUGACUUGGCCGCUGAGAACAUUCGGGCGAUCUUGAACCGCGAGCAAUGCGACCAUGCACCGCAGAUUAUGGCAAGAAUUCUGCUAGAAGCAUUCAAAGGCGCUCAGUUCAAACUCCUCACGCUUGCCGUCCGGCCUGAGAAAGCGAUCCCCCUCUUCAAGAAGGACGUGCUCUGCCAGCAGGACGCAUACAUACACACCGUCGUCACAGUCAAGUUCCCCGGCCCUAUCCCGCGCUGGUGGGUCCUUGAUUUGACCAGAAGCCAGUUCGGCUACGGUCACGUCUGGAUGCUUUUGGACACAUACUGCCAACGAUAUAAAGACCCUGGAUCCCUGAUCGCCUCGUGGGUACCCCUCAUUGUGUCGUCAGGAGGCCGCGCGCGUAAAGACCCAUUCUUCGAAGCGCUCCGCGACAGACUGUUUGCCACGUUUUGCACAACGCUGCGUGAGCAAGGCCUGCACAGCAUCCAGGAUCUGGUGAUUCUCCACCCAGAGGACGCCCGAGAGAAGGCCGACGUGCUGGUGGAGGCCCUCCGAGCGUGCACGGAGGACACGGCGGCGGAGUGGCGGGUAUGA